CGCUCCUGUCUUGUACUGAGGGCGAGAGGAGGCGGACAUGUUGGGAUGGCCUGUUAAGGCGUACUACUUCAUUUAUUUGGAAAUUUAACGAAGAGAAGAAAGCCAACGAAGGUGGAACACAAUGGAUGCAGUCAACGCGUUUAACCACGAGCUAUUCUCCCUGAUGGACUCAAAACCUCCAAUCUCUAGGGCUAAGAUGAUCUCCAUUACAAAGUCGGCAAUAAAAGCCAUUAAAUUAUACAAGCAUGUGGUUCAGAUUGUUGAAAAAUUUAUCAAGAAGUGUAAGCCUGAGUAUAAAGUACCAGGACUAUAUGUUGUGGACUCUAUCGUGCGACAGUCACGUCAUCAGUUUGGUGCGGACAAGGAUGUCUUUGGCCCCCGGUUCACAAAAAAUAUCACCGGGACUUUUGAGAACCUGUGCUUAUGUCCCACAGAAGACAGGAGUAAGAUUGUGCGUGUCUUGAACCUGUGGCAAAAGAAUGGUGUGUUUAAGAUUGAGGUGAUUCAACCUCUCCUGGACAUGGCUGCUGGAUCCAGCAGCUCAGGCUCAGUUCCAGGUGUGGACAAUGGCCCAGGUGGUGGUGCCGCAUCCCCUCCUUCACCGGCAAGGGAACCCGAGAGCCACACGGCAGCGUCAGUUAACUCUGUUCAGGUGCCUGUACCACAGCUGCAGAACUCUGACGCCUUUGCCGCUGUAGCUCAGCUCUUCCAAUCCUCACAAGGCCAACAGCUUCAGCAGAUGCUUCAGACGUUCCAGCAGCCCGGGAAGCCUCAGUCACCAGCGCUGGAGAAUAACAUGAUGGCCCACCUCCAGAUACAAGCCUCAAAUAUUCAGCCACCCACAGGUUUGGCCCAGGCCCUUCCACACACCACGCAGCCUACAGAGAAGAAAGCCACGUUCGACAAGAAACUUCUUGAUCGCUUUGAUUAUGAUGACGAACCAGAAGGAGGAGAAGAGACCAAGAGGGAUGAGGCAUCCUCUGUCCAGCCUGCCUUUGGCUUUGAAGAAGGUGUACAGCCACCUCAGCAGGCCCCAGCAGGCUUCUCUCAAGCUCCCAGUCAAAUGCAGCAUUUUCAGCAACAAGUGAUGGCCAUGAAUCAAGAACAUCAGGUUCUGUCUCCAAAUGGACAGUCUCAAGCUUUCAACCGAAUGCCUCCUCAACCCUACCCAGGGAUGAUACCACCAGGUGUCGGUCACCCUGGUUUUCCUGGACCAUUCCCCCCUCAAAACAAUGCCUUUCCUCAGCUUAUGGCUGGACAGCAGCAUCAGCCUCAGGAGCCUUCUGGGGAGUUAGACGCAAGACAACACCAAGAUGGCGGGAGGACACGGUCUAGGUCUGGUUCCAGAUCUCCUAAAAGGAGGCGGUCACGGUCGGGUUCCCGUUCCAGACGUUUCCGACAUCGACGAUCGCGGUCUCGCUCCAGAGAAAGGCGACGCCACUCACCUCGCUCUCGAUCUCAGGAGAGGAGGGAAAGGGAGAGGGAGCGGGAACGUAGACAGAAAGGCCUUCCCCUUAUCAAACCUGACACUUUAAGUGUAUGCAGCACUACACUUUGGGUUGGCCAACUGGACAAGCGCACACAGCAGCAGGAUGUGGCAUGUCUGUUAGAGGAGUUUGGCCAGAUAGAGUCCAUAAAUAUGAUUCCUCCUCGAGGUUGUGCCUACAUCGUCAUGGUUCAUCGCCAGGAUGCUUUUCGAGCUCUCCAGAAGCUUAGCCGGGGCACUUACAAAGUCAACCAAAAAGCCAUAAAGAUUGCCUGGGCUCUAAACAAAGGUAUUAAGUCAGAGUUCAAGCAGUAUUGGGAUGUAGAGCUUGGUGUCACCUAUGUACCCUGGUCCAAAGUCAAAAUGGAAGAUCUGGACGUUUUUAGAGAGGGGGGCAUGCUGGAUACAGAUACACUCUCUCCAGAAUGGAAAGGGGUUCAGGGUGAAUUGGAAACUGCAGAUGACGCACCUCAAAAUGGCAGAGGUGAUGUGGUACAGAUGGACGAGAGCCCAGCUCUGCACCCUGUACAGGCUGCUCCAGUCCAGCCAGUAGGGCCUUCUGGGCCGGUUGGAGUUCCCCCUCCAGGUUUUCCUACUGCCAUGAAUAUCCCACCACCAUCAUUUCCACCAGGUGUUCCCCCUCCACCUGGACCGUUUAUGAGGCCUGGCUUUAACCCCAUGCAGAUUCCUCCUGGAUUUCUUCCUCCGGGUGGCAUGCCUCCUAUUGGCACAGCAGGCCCCCCUCUUCCCACACCAGGCAUUGGCAUGCCACCAGUUGGCAGUUCAGUUGAGGAUCUGUCUGGUAAUCCAGUAGGAAUGGGUACCAGGAUUAAUAGGGAAGGUAUAGAUGGGUUCAGUUCUGGUCCAGUCCCCCCAGGUAACCCAGUUCCACCGGGACCUCCACCUGGGAUGAACAUGCAAAAUCCUCCAGGACUUUUGGGGUCAAGACCAGGGGCGAUGCCACUUCAGCGCCCACCAGGAAUGCCUCCACCACCUCACCUUCAGCGCUUCCCAAUGCCCCCACCACGGCCAGGCAUGCCCCCCAUGCCCCCCCAGAUGAUGCCACCCAGAGGCCCACCACAGAUGAUGCAUCGCGAGCCUCCACCAGGGAGUUUUGGCAUGCCUCCUCCUCCUCCAUCACAUGCCAUACGAGGUCCUUUUCCCCCUCCAGGCCCUCAAUUCAGGGGAGAACGAAAUAGAGAGCAGGAGCGCUAUGGAGGUCGCAGGCAGUUUGGGGGUGAACGGUCAGAAGGUCGUGAGCGUUUUGGGGGAUGGCAUGAAGAACUGGAUUCAAGGGGAGGCUGGGACAGGGCAGGGUCACGUAGAGACUGGAGAAGUCCUGAUGGAGAGAGAGAAAGGGAGAGGGAGCAAGGAAGAGAGGAAGAACGGGGUAAACGCAGAGACAGAGAGAGAAGCACCCGCUGGGACAGAGAUGACAGACUUGACAAACUUGAGCCUAAUGGACACGAGAUGCUCAGAGACUCGAGCAGCCGUGAAGGCCAAACCGAUUCUACAACCGAAAUGCCUCACGUCAAGGCAGAAAGUCCAGCGCCUUCCAAAGAAGGCAGUGCAGAGCCAGAAACUCAGAGUCAACCUGCAGAACAAACGAAGGCUGAUCAAUCCUAGGUCAUGCUAAAUUGUAGACCGGAACUCUAAAACAAUGUUUCCUUUUUUAUUCUAAUCAGAAGUGUGCAUUUGUGUGAUCUUUUGCUAAAAUGUAUAGGAAUACUGUCUGGAGAGGGACUGAUAUGGUAAGGGUGCGUGGGCAUAGAUGUGAAGGAAACGAUCCCAUAUGUAGAGAGACAAACAAGAAGCAUCAUUCUUACUGUCUAGGCCAGGCUAGUGCUCUGUGUGCACUGAUGUAAAAUAAGCUUACUCCAUGUCCAUACCAAUGCAGAUCUUGGGCACUACAAGCUAAUGACCUGAAAUGGUUUAGAAACAUGCUUCAUUCUAAAGGCCUUUAAUUCUAAUUUCAAUGCCUGGUCUUUCUCCAAUGAUCUCGUUGACUUUUAAUACAGUUGAUGUCAACUGUCUGGCUAACAUACACUGGUCUGUGAAUCAGUGUCAAGUUAUUGAGUUUAAAUGUUGUACUAAGCCAAUGUUUCAUAGCCCUGUACUGCACUUUUUAGUGGGUCCCUGCUUUAACAUGCUCAUGUAAAAAUUAUGAAGGGCUUAGUAGUUUAUGAAUUGAGUCAGGUAUGUUGGGACAAGGGGCCAAGCUAGAAUGGACAGUGCAGGACUAUCCCCUGAGAAAAAACAACUGCUUUUAAAUGGAAAGACAAGGAAAAAUGGAAAAUAACUCUGCUGUAAAUAUGCUUUACCAUAAUAAUA
This is a messenger RNA of Clarias gariepinus (North African catfish), 3817 nucleotides long. It is a transcript of the gene scaf4a, whose product is annotated as SR-related CTD-associated factor 4a. Gene Ontology annotation, molecular function: RNA binding; RNA polymerase II C-terminal domain phosphoserine binding. The transcript has 20 exons. NCBI's taxonomy places the organism in Eukaryota, Metazoa, Chordata, Actinopteri, Siluriformes, Clariidae. Gene Ontology annotation, biological process: negative regulation of termination of RNA polymerase II transcription, poly(A)-coupled. Bases 122 to 3112 code for a protein of 996 amino acids. Gene Ontology annotation, cellular component: nucleus. The record is from RefSeq and is a predicted model, not a curated record.